AUGGCUUAGGAAGUAGGAACAGGGAUGGCUGACUCCACAGGUGAUCCAGAGACAGGCAAAGACAUGGAAGAUCUGACAGAAGGCUUGGAGGAACUCUGUGAGAGUUCUAAGGAGCAGAAUGAGGAGGCACUGCUGCGUUCACACCUAGAACAGAAUCUUUGUCUUGUCUCUAUACCGAGGAAGAAAGUGGAUGACACUCACGAACGCUGUGGAGACCUGGAGCAGCUCAACAUGGAGCUGGAGAAACUGAGGACCAAGGAUGCUGUGAAAAUUAAGACCCAGCGUAUUCAGUAUUUGGAGGGGCACUUAAUGGAUCCAGUCAAACACCAUGAAAAGAUGAUCCAUUUCAAAAACAAACAUAACAACUGGCACAUGCAGCUGUGGGAGGAGAACAAGCACCUGCAGCAGGACAGGGAAGCACUCAUCAGCCAGGCUGUGAGGGAGAAGGAAGAUGAAGUGCUCCAGCUGGCGGCCCAGGCCAGGAAGUUCUCACAGCAGUUGUGCUCCUUUCAGGAGAAAUACACUUAGGAGAGUCACAGAGCCCAGGAGCAAGGGAAGGAGCUGCUGGAAGCUCAGAGCCAGCAAGCAGGUACCUAUGCCGGGGAGGUGGAUUCACUGAAGAAGCAGCUGCAGCUCCUACAGGAAAGGCACCAACAAGCUGCUGCAAGGGCUGAGCAGGCAGAGAGUCAGCAGAGGGCUCAGGACAGUGAGCUGCAGGCCAAGCUGGAAAGGACACAUGAAGAGAAAGAGCAGCUACUGAACCUGGUCAUGGAGAGGAGCAAAACUCUGCAAGAUAAGGAACAGGAGAUUCAGAAGCUGGAGGAGAACAAGACUGUGGAAGAAGCCAUGCAGAGAGGAGGGAGGUGCCUCAAGAAAGAGGCAGCAGUAGACAAAGAUCUGAAGGUUCAAGAGCUACAAGGACAGCGAGAAUGCAGCAAGCUGGAGUACAAUGCACUCUUGCUGCAGUUCGAUGCUUACAGAAAGCACAGUAUGGAUUUGCUGACUAAAGAGAGAGCUCUGAAUGUCAAACUGUGUCACUUUGUUGCAUAA
Molecule: messenger RNA, 1050 nt
Organism: Cinclus cinclus
Lineage: Eukaryota; Metazoa; Chordata; Aves; Passeriformes; Cinclidae
Gene: CCDC89
Product: coiled-coil domain containing 89
Source: RefSeq, a predicted model, not a curated record